Anastrepha obliqua is the source of this 867-nucleotide messenger RNA. RefSeq lists its product as uncharacterized. The coding region runs from base 85 to 426 and encodes 113 amino acids. The record is from RefSeq and is a predicted model, not a curated record. Lineage: Eukaryota; Metazoa; Arthropoda; Insecta; Diptera; Tephritidae. The transcript is spliced from 3 exons.
CAUUCACAUUAGUUUCCAUGUACUCACACAUCCACCAACUUAUUCAGAUGAAACCGAAAGCCGAUCAGUUAUAAUACGGCAACCAUGAAUAUAAGACGUAUUCCGGGUAUUCGUUACACACAAUCUUGUGAAACAACACAGAGUUCCUUGAGUCAUUCCUCUUGUGAUUAUGCGCUAAGUGAUCCAGUUCUAAUAAUCAUUACUUUAACAGCACUGGUGGGAUCGUUUUGCUUACUCAGCGGAUUAAUUCUUCUGUGCGCGGUUUCUAAGACACUACACGAUCAAACUUCAGAGGCUAUUCUUCUCUUGGGAAUUGGAUUCUUUAUCUACACAAUUGCCUUCGUGACCUGGAAAAUAACAAAUGCGCGAAGACUUGCUCACGUGAUCCAGACGCUUAAUAAAGAAAUUAUACCAGUGCACGUGUAAAUAUACCAAGUGCUCAAUAAUUUUCUACUGAAUGCCAAAGUUUAGCUGUAAGAGAGAACUAACGAAUACAUUCAUCACUAUAGUGGUACUUAUUUAUAAACAUACAUAUGUAAAUGUGGCUGUAUAUGUUAAUAGUUGGUGAGCGGCCGUACGGAAGAGUGGAAUAUACGAAGCAAUAAAUACACAUUUCUAUGGACAUACAUACAUACUUUAAGAUAAAAAAUCGAAACACCGCCAUAAUCAUUGAGUGAAUAAUAACAUAGAGUCACAGCCUCGAAUAAAAACUAUUUUGUAUGUGAGGCGUCGAUUUGCCGUAAAAUCAAUUAGAAUGGCACUCUCCAAGCGAAUCUAUUCAAGUACAUACAAAAAUAAAAUUUACAUGAAUCUUGUUUUUGCUUUUGGCUUUCAGAUUGUCAAAGCAAUCUUAGGUGUAUGAAUUCG